This is a messenger RNA of Mesorhabditis spiculigera, 870 nucleotides long. Lineage: Eukaryota; Metazoa; Nematoda; Chromadorea; Rhabditida; Rhabditidae. The record is from the annotation of a GenBank genome assembly.
AUGGUCGCCCAGCUAAUACACACGAUUGGCGAGUUCUUUACGGCGGGAAGACGAAAGCGCAAGAUGGACAGCUUCCUGGCUUAUUGGUACAGAUACUACUUUCUGAAGCGCGCCCAAUGGAUCUCGAAUAUGCAGGAAUUGGGCGACCAAGAGCCAAAUUUCCCGCCCGAGGUCGAAGGCGAGAUGCGCGAGGCUAUCAAGAGCAUCUCCAAGGGCAUUCGUUUCCCCAAGAAUUUGGAGGAAGUCGAACAGCGCAUCCAAACGAUAGAAGCAACCUAUCAGGAAAAGUUCGAGCGCUUCUUUGCCGGAGAACAGCGGCCGGUGGAAACGGAUGGGGAGGAAGAGGGACGGCCCGAGCGACCUCUACGGCAAAUCGAGGAAGAGGACGAGGAAGAUGAAGAGGAUGAGGGCGAGGCGGCCAACUGGACGCCGGAACGCCAGGAUGACGGGCAGAAGAAGGCCGCCGAGCCCGUGAAGGCAUUGGUUCCCCAAGAAGACGAUCUAGAGGUGCUCGAAGAGUUUGAGCGCCUCAUGAACGACAGCAUGAGAGCGACAGCCCCCACCAGCAGCACCGCCAACCAGUCGCUGAUCAACGUGCCGGCGCAGGUCCGCCAAAAGCUGCAGCGUCGCGUGGGAUUCGCCGACGGCGUCAACUCGGAGAAGCAGGGCCCCGGCGAAAUGCGCGUGUCGCUGGUGACCAAGGGCAAGAAUAACAAAAUGAUUCUGAAGCCCGUCGGCAUCAACGAGGCCGCCCUCGAGGAACAGUGGAAGGCGAAUCAGGAACGCGAAAGGAAAGAACGCGAAGACCUGAAGCGACUGACCCUCCGUCACACGCAGCGCAUGGCUCGCGAAGAAAACGAUGACGACUAC